Messenger RNA from Haliotis rufescens (red abalone), 6683 nucleotides. RefSeq lists its product as uncharacterized. The coding region runs from base 523 to 2133 and encodes 536 amino acids. NCBI's taxonomy places the organism in Eukaryota, Metazoa, Mollusca, Gastropoda, Lepetellida, Haliotidae. The record is from RefSeq and is a predicted model, not a curated record. The transcript has 3 exons.
AAUUUAUGAUAGUUGGAGAACUGCUCGACAAAGUAACCCAUCAUAUUAUAUUAUGCACAUUUAGACCGAACGCUCAUAAAUAUUUACCGAUUGGUUUCAAAGAGCACACAAUCGUUCACAUUACGAGUUUGGGCUAAUCCCAUUUUGCUGAUGUCGAUGAGCUAAAAAUAGCGAUGAACCGCUCCACGCGACAGAAAGACAGACGACAGUGCACAGGCCCCUAGUAAACAAUUGGAAGCGGCGAGAGCACGACGAGAGCCCCGCGUGUGUGUUUGAAGGGGACUGUCUUGUUGGAUGGACACACGAGGAUAAUGUUCUUGUGUAGGAUAUGGUUAUAGUACUCUUCAAUAGACAGAGUUUGCGUUCUGCUGGCAGAGCCAGCUCACUAAACGUGCGAGGCGUGUUGACAAAGCCCCGGUACAGCACACCUGUUUGGCUGUAAUAGGAGACAUCAUUUUAGCCAGUGUCAAGCCGUAUGUUUGUCCACAACAGGGAUCAGGGAUACAGAAGGAGUAAGACGCCAUGAUGGACCUUCAGGACCCAUUUUACCGCCAGUUAUUCUGGAUUUUCAUAUAUGUCACAGGUGCGUUGCUUUCGUGUGCACAUUGUCAAGGUAAUUCUCAAGAAGAGGAUGAGGGUGGCUGGAAGUCGUAUGUGUCGAAAUACGGUAAAGAGUACCCAUCACUUAACAACAAACUAAACGUUGAUGCCUUUGUUGGCAGUAGGAACCCAGAUUCCUUUCGAAAUAUUGAGCUGGAGUUUAAAAAACUGAACGCUGACUCAACAAGUCUUAAAGAACAUUUCCAGGAGUUAGGCGCCAAUGCUUCGAAAGCUCUUAAAACUGUUGACGACAUGGAUGAAUAUUUAGACAGAUGGAAGGCAAUAUUGUAUCUACUUCAGAAGGUGUAUGAUCCUACCGUCAAUGGAACCCUUCCUAUUGAUAAAAUGAGAAAAUCUGCAGCAGGACAAAUGAAAGCUAUGUUCAAAAGUGCUCACAAAAACCUACCGGCCUUGUUUGAACUGAUCGACUCACAAAUUCGAGGCACAGACGACCCAGAAGACGACAGUCUCUUGAGAAAGUAUGUGGCAAAGAAAAUCGAGGACAUGACAUCAACUUCAGAAAGUCCUAUUAGCCUGAAUCAAGCAGUGAAUGACACCCUGGCGUUCUUAAGCCAACUGAUGAAGCUUCAGGUCCGAGGGGCCCUGCUGUAUGACAUGACGUGUUCCCCAGAUGACAUCCCCUGCAGACAAAGGAUUGUCACAAUGGAACGAGACCUUCUGGCUCAGAACAAUCACCUUAAAAUGUGUUCCCCGAUGUUGAUGACAACUUUGUUCCAUAAAAAAGUUGCGAAAGACUUGUUCCUGUCGAAACCACUGACAAAUGAAAUAUUGUAUAAUAUUGAGUCACAAACGUUAUCCAGCCAACAAGGGAAAGUGGACCUGGCCUCCGCGGAUGUGAAGGGCACCGCAGUGAAGUGUGCCAGAAGGAACCCAGUCGAUAAUGAUCGUGCUACAUGGACGUUUGAAUCAGCCCUUCCCUUUGGGAAACUUGGAUAUUUUAUCCGCGGAAAGAAUGAGUGUUAUGUUGGUUUUGAUAGAUCUUUUCUGAAAUACAUCCAGGAUGAAAUGAACGACCGCAAUGCUGCUGGAGCUGAAGACGAUGAGGUCCUGUUGUGUAGUCAUGCCCUGAGACCCCAGGACAGAAACACGCAGACAUUUACCAUUGAGCCGUCGGUGGCCAACUUUUCAUCUCUGUACAGGCUCAAGAACGUGCUGACCAAGAAGUAUCUGAUGACAUCCAGAACCAAUGUAUUACUCAGUGAUGAUGUCAAGCAUAGCUACGUGGUCAACCUCAUCCUUAAGGAUUGUGAUAGACAAGAACUAGGGUGUAAUUGGGACAUCACAGAGACACUACCCAAUUGCAUUGAGAACACAUCUGACAGCUUCGCAUACACGUUAAUAUUAAAACUGUACGUGCUUAUAAUGGGGGUACUCUUCAUCAUGCUCAUUGCGUCGCUUGUGGUCGUCUGCUUAUACCGGAAACAGAUCCGCAGAGAGUACCUCCAAUACCGAAGAGUCAAUACACAAGACGUGAUUAUCCCCCCUUCUUACAGAUUUCCCAGCCGGACAUGACGUUAGUGAUGAAUUUCAUUUGACGUCAUCGUGAAAUCCAUGGAAGAUUCAGGUUAUGCAUCUCCUAAACUCAAAGUUUCCUGUGUCUAAAAACACGCAAAAAAUAUGGACAUAAAAUGAACCAUGAACAAGUUUCAGAUGUCGUCGAUUUGGGAUCGGAUUUAGCACAGUGUGGCCCAAUCGAUGGCAUUUAUAAUUCCACGGAGGUCAGUGUAUGGAUGAAUUCAUCGGAUAAAUGUGUUCAUUUCAUGAAAUCCAUGACAUGUUAUGCCAUGAAACGCCAAGUUUAUUAGAAUCUCUAAACUGUCUCUCACACUCCUCCGACUCCAGAAAUAAAGGCUGGAAACGAACCCUUUGGGUUUUAAGGACCACGGAUAUGUUGGAGUAUUGGGUUAAGGAGGCGGUCACUUAUGGAUAGUGAUGUGUUUGGAAUAGCGUGCGGCAGAUCAGCUCACACCUGACGUUGAUGGACCAUUUCAAGAUGGCGGAUUUCCAUGACUUCUCAGAAGGAUGCCAAACAUUGCACCCAAAGCGGAAAACACAUUAUAAGUUAUGUCAUAAUGAUCGCAUGUUCUAGAAUUUGACAUAAUGUUUGUAAUAUCUUUACGUGUAGUUAUGACCAAUGAGCUCCAAUUGACCCUAUCUUUCGAUUAGAUAUCAACAAUAACGUCCUGUCUGGACACUAGUAUAGCUGAAUUUCAUUAGAGGUAUUAAUUUUAACCUUAAUUCCAGCAGUUCAGUCUCAUUGUAUGAGAUACGAUUCUACUGUAUGAGUUCAAAUGAAACCAGAAAUGAAAAAAGAAAGAAAUUAGCUCGCUUGCAACAGCAAGUCAAAUACAAAUGUAAUCAAAUUAUAGUGAACGACCGAGUUUCAGUUUUCUGUGAAACUUCCACCAAGUACUCCCAGUGGCGUUGCAUUCAUUUCUCUGUGAUCGUUGGCGUACAAAUAUAAACUGCCACUUAGGUUCAGUUGUCAGGGGACCAGUAGUCAUCGCUUUUACUUCCCAAGGAAUCCAGUUCAAACAGAAUAUCCGAGCGGUGCCUAACACUUUGUCUUCUGUAAAGACCAGGGACGAAAUAAAUAUUUCAGUUUCCGCUGAGUAAAAUGAAAUUAAAGACGCUAUACUACACCCCACGGGCAAACGCGGUAUAUGUUAUCUCACUGGCCUGACUGGUAAGUUGAAAUUAAUGCGAUUGCUUCGGGAUUUGUAGCCAAUAGCUGUUGCGGCAACUUUCACCUCACAUGACGUUAUUAUUCACCAUUCUUCUGGUUUAUGAAUACCACACGCCGCCAAUUAACGGAAGUACAAAGCAGCGUUAAACCCAACAAUGCAGUGUGCCCUCCGUUCCCGACUCUGUCAUGGCCAUGUUUUUGCCCCACCCUCCCUUUUCACUAUUCCGCCAUCCCUAUCGGACCUCCAAUCAUUCUGGUGUUGUCUGUCCACCUGUCCAUCUGUCUUCUCUAUGUUAUCAAACCUCUGUCUGUUUAAUUGUGGGGCGGUCGGGUAGCCUAGUAGUUAAAGCGUUCGCUCGACACGCCGGAGACCCGGGUUCGAUUCCCGACAUGGGUACAAUGUGUGAAGCCCAUUUCUGGUGUCCCCCGUCGUGAUAUUGCUGGAAUAUUGCUAAAAGCGGCGUAAAAGCAAACUCACUCACUGUUUAAUUGUACAUCUACGACUUUGCUGUAUCGCUGUCCGUCACUGGAUAUAUACCUAAAUGCUCUGUUAUCGGUUUGCUGUCGGUCAGUUUAUCAAUUACGUGUUUUUUUUUAUAUCUCAACCAGUUUUCUGUAAAAUCGUAUGCCUAAAUAUGUAUCUCAAUUGAUAAACAUAAUCUUACUCGAAUGUCAUCUGAUAUGAAAUAUGUCAACGAGAGUCGCUAAAAGUAUCAAACCGUUAUCAGUGAGUGUGGUCAUAUUGUAUGUCAAAAGACAGGAGGGUGACAUUCUGUUUAUCAUCCAACAUUCUUCCAACAUUUCCAGUUUGUAAACAGUAAUAGAAAGUAAGAAGCAGUGUCUUAAAUGUAGAAAGUACAGCUGCAGCUUCAGUGGCGGAGAGAUUCGUGAUGUCAUUUGAUGAAGUAUCAAAUGUCUGCAAAACAUUGUGAAGCAGUUACAUUCCAGCGAUAUCUCCUAGUGAUUUUACCCAAGCGAUAUAUCCUGUUGGGGCCAUUCUUGGGUGAUCAAGUCUCUUUCUAUUUACUGUCUAUUUAUCUAUCAUCUGUCUGUGGAGAAAUUCUUUUGAAAAGUCCAUUACCCUUGAGAUAGUAGAAUAGUGGAAAGGACAGAGUGCGAAAUCAGGUUCCGCUGGAAGCGCUCGGUAAAUCUAUCACGUCAGUCAGUGGAAGUUCCUGUAAUAAAUCACAUCAUCCAUCAUGUUAUGAAUACACAUGGUAUACAAAAGGCGCCACGAUACAUUUUAACCGUAUUUUUGUUCCGUUGCCGGAACAUUAGACACAGAUGUUUGGUACCCUUACUAAGAUACUGCUCAACUGUUUACCUGCUAUACCUGAUAUUAUUUACAUAAUACGUAAUCAGUUUAGCUUAAUUGAUUUGUUAUCAAAUCGCUAUCAAAAGUUGUGUCGUGAACUAAAUAUCAUGGCACACCUAAUGUGCAUGUCAUUGCAGUGUGUAUGACUAACUUUAGUCAAGUGCAUAAACACCAACCCUAUGUAUUAUAAAGUAAUUCAAUAUGGUGAUAGUGCCCGAUCGGGGCUCUAAGAAAGUUUAGUGACCACCCGAUCGAGCUUUGUUUUUAACAUUCAGCUGUAGCUUCAAAUUUACAUGUAUUUUUUUCAUCAGCUUAGAGUAUAUGCUAGUCAUCCCUUGAUGUGCCAAUUUGUCUUGGUGCGAUGCAGUCCCCAAAGAUCAGCAUAAAUCGAAGACAGACACUUUUAUACUACACGUCAUGCACACCCUCCUUACAUCACUACCCGCUAUUGUGUAUAUUGUAUAUAAGUCAUUCAUGUACAUAUAGCGAACGUUUCCUUGCACAAAUUUCAUUGUGCAUAUUGUUGGUGUAUAUAGAACGUCUAUGAAUAUUGUCCCAUGUAGAAUAUACUAUUUAAACUUUUUUUUGUCCAUUUAUAGGGUUUAUUUAUAGUAUUAAUAUUAUAUCAAUUAUUAUAAGGGGGAAGUAAAAAACGAAACCACCAGUCGUAUAUUUAUUAACACAUUAUAAUAAGGCUUUGUUUGUGCAAGUAUGCUUAACAGAGUAACCUCCCUUCUAUUUAGUUUCUCGAAAGGGGAUGGAAGACAUUUGAAGCCAAUCAUCUUAUAGAUAUUACCUUGUAAUUUACUUAGGUGUUAGGCAGCAUUAAUUAUUCUCUUUCGUAAGCUCCAGCAUAUAUUUAAGUGUGAAUAUGGUUUAGAUUUUGAAACUUUGUGAUCUUUUUUAACAUAUUUCCCCGAUGAACGGUGAAACCAUCCCCUUUAUUCGUGGUAGGGUGAUGGUAACGAGUGUUGCAGCGUUAAUUGUUUAUGGUAUUGAGCUCUUGAUGUCAUAUUUGAUAUUCAUGUGGCUUUUGUCGUUUGACGUCAUUCAUAAGUUACAUAAUCUUCACGUGUAAUUUUAUCGUUAACCCACUUGUUACUUCCUCAAUGUUGUGUGUGAUACCAGCAUACAUGCUAGUGCCCAGUCUGGGAAUACAGCACAAAUGUUGCCCAAUGCCAGUUAUAUCAUCUUACAUUAACAUACUAGCUACUGAUUGGUCAAGGAGCGGGACAUUAUGUCCACGUAGCCUGCUCUUGAAGCCCGCUGAGAAUGCAAUCGGAACGCAUCUUAGAUAACUUGCAUAUCUCGAAUAAGAAUUGUUGAGUUGAAAUGAAAUGAAUUUUUAUCCGAAUGCAUUGGGUAAGGGGAAAUUACUCGGUUUGUUUGCCUCGUCUGUUACGUGAAACUACGAACAUAAUUAUAUUCCGGACCUGUAUGAAUGAAUGUCGGUUAGAUAAAUAAAUUGUCAGCGAUCCCUCUAGGCAUAUGAUUGAUUUACCCUUCUCGAAUCACAUGGACUUACACACAGGGUACAUCACACUGUACACCCUCGUGAUCGGUUGACAGUUUGACAACAGAAACAUAUAAACGAGCGAACAGAUAGAUCUCUUUAUGUCUAUUCUCAGAAGCGUCCAUCAGACAAUAUUCCGAAAUAUUUCCAAUUGUAUUUCGUCUUUGUAGUUUAGUUUUAUUUAAAAUAUUUAUUUUAGACAAAUGAAAAAAUCGCUUGCAAGGCAUGUACAUACUAAAAAAAACUAUCAAAGGAAACAAACUACCGGUUUUAAAAAUUAGUCUUAAUAUAUGGAGUUAUGUAGUGCGAUGGAAGAGCUAGACAGUUUUAUCUAGGUUUUUGGUCAUCAACAUUCAUAUAGUUGAUAAAGAAUUGCAUCACGACUUCAGGUAUACUUCCAUGAUCUCAACUAAGUAUACAUUUACACCAAAACUAUUCAGUUGUAGUUUUAGUUGUAUUAUAUACGCCAAACCUCUAUUUUUGUACUCAACUCUUUAUUUCUCUGUGUACAAAUUUACUUCCAUCAACUAUUAAAUAUUUGUAACAUA